CACGUUGUGUACCGAUCAGCUCAUAACAACGUUUGUUUCAUCGGCAAAGCGAGCCAGAGCCAGUAAGCCAGUCUAAUAAUGUCUGCAGUCAGUUGGUGACUGACGACUUGGGUGAAGUGGGUGAUAACGGCAGUGUUCGAUAACGAAAGGCCGAAGUUCCUCGAAGACCAAACAAACUCUCUGGUCCAGGAGGGCCGGAGAUGCGAAGAGGGCACGUGGGUGCGACGGUCAUGGUGAUAACGACGAGCCAACAAACAAGAAGUAGUAAUAGUGAUUGUAAUGUGCUUUCAUUAAUGCUGUUGCUAAUCGCUCGGCCAAAUCAAUAAUAGGCGCAUCCGCAACAGAAAGCAUCUUGAGAUACCGGCACUUAGUGGAAGGCCGGGGUGGUGGUAAUUAAGGAAAAGUGGUCACUGAUCUAGUCCUGUCAUACGCUGUUCAUCACACUCAACCAGUUUCGAUACUCAGCAUUAAUAGUAUUCACUUCUCAGUUAGGAUAUAUUUGCGGUGCUUAUUCGAGCUAGAUAAUGUGUAAAGUAACGCAAUCGUGUGCUGUUAGUGACGACUAGCCCGGAAUCAUCUAUCAUUAUUCUUUAUAGUUAUCGCUACUCUUCGUUUGUAUUGUAUUAAUCGACUCUUACCUCUUAAACUCGAGAGUCAGCUAUUCUAACAAGACUGAUCGCAUCGAGAGUAACAAAUUGUGUUCGCCGCGUCGGAUUCAGUGUUUAUGUACGUGUAUGGUGUUUGUUUGUAUCUUUCUGUUCGGGUACGACCCGGCAAUCGUUGCUUCGUGGUCUGAACUCCGUACUAUGGUAAGUCGUUGACUAUGCGAUUGUGUUCAGGGGUGCGUGUUUUCGGACAGCUUACACAGCCCGCUCAUGAAUAGGCUGGUGAUCGACCUUUACAACGCGGACUAUUCGUUAGGUUAGUACUAGAUUUAAAAGCUUCCGUGGGAGCUUGAAAAAAGGCCUGGUCACCGUCUAGUUGGCAGGCAUCGAACACAAGACAAUAACAACGGAUUAUGCACAACUCAGCUGAACCUAGAUACUAAAAGCGGUCGCUGCAGCCAUCUCUGAAGCUCAUUGCACACGGAUGGCAACGGGGACUUAUGGUACACGGAGAUAGGACCGGUAUCGUCGUUUUUGCCGUUGCUACAGUUGCUGCUGCUGUUCUGCUGUCGCAACGCCGCUUGUGGUGAUAUGGUGCGAGUGUAUUAAAUUACUAUGGCCUACCGCCUUGGCCACUACUCUGAAGCCUUAGUUGCUUUGCCGGAAGUCGUUGGGUCAGUAAGUAGCAGCAGCAGCGGCGGCGGCGGCGGCGGCGGCGGCGGCGGCGACGACGACAGCAAUGACAGGAGCAUGAGCGGUGGAACGCUGUGAGCGACGAGCCGUAACGAUAGUUUUCUACAAGUGGGCCCAACCAACUAGCCUGAUGCGGCUUGGGCUUCUUCGGCCUGCCUAGAGUCGGCCUUGCCUCCUUCGGUUAAACAGCACUGAACCUCGUCGGCUGGCUAUCGAAUACUAGUGGAAGCAGUAGUAGCAUUGGCUACCAGUGGCCACCGGCGCGGCUGGAUGGGACCAGGAGGGGACCGGAAACGAAAAGAGGAUCGUUAAGUCAAGAGCCCUCUAAAGGCGAACGUGACAUGGCAUGCAUUUAUUUGCCCCCUAGGGGGCUGACUGUUAUUGGUGCUGUCAAAGCAAGGGACAAAGCUAAGUUCGAGCUCAAGUAAAAAAAGAAAAAAGUGCGAAAGUGAAGGCAAGAAGGCAGAAAAAGAGAAACUUGCCAUGGAACUGUAUAGUUCCGUCCACUUUCUAGUUGAUACUAUUCCAGUGCCAAUCAACGUACGGUAGAAUCCAUAUCGAACCAACAGCAGGGGCUGCUGGAGGGAGAAUAUCCAAUCUCAGAUUUAACGAUCCAUGAUUCCUUUACUGUAUUAGAUCAAAGGCGUGCUGCCAAAUAAAACCACAGAUGCAAUAAACGACAGAAAAAAAGGAAACGACAGAGAUUCGGAAAAAAAGAAAAGCCUAAUUUACCAUCACUGACCAGCUGAACAGUAACAUGCAGUGCAUCGUAGUGGGCAUACUUUCAUAACAUAAUACGUAUACGUAUAUACGUAUAUAUAUAUACAAGAAACCCUCGCGGUGAUGUCCGAGUGGGCUGCGCGUCUGGGCGGGUGAUCGCGGUCUGAUCACCGGACCCCAAAUCCGGUGGUCGUUCCCGAUCGCGCCUCCGCCCUGGAUCAUCCCAACGAACGUUAACUUGUUGUCACUAUCAUUGAAGAAUUUCCGCCAACCCGACGACCACCCAGGUGUGGAGACCCCAAAGCCGCCGCAGGGCCAGCGGAGUACCUUUGCCCCGGGCUAGGUGCCACGGGGAAUUAGGCCCAUACUUACCUGCUUGGACAGCACGGACACAGCGGUUGGUGGCGUUGUUGGCGUCGUGGUCGCUCAGAAGAGGACAGCGCCGGCAGCAGGAGCUGCGGCGGAGACCACGUGGAAGCGCUUGGCAAGCCCCUGGGCAGCAUGGCCGGCAGUGGUGCAGUGCUUGCCCCAUACGUGCACAUAAAUGCCAGUAAUAUAACAUCACAUUUACAUGGCGUUCGCUCCACAACGACCACUCCCACGACACCGGCCACUAUCACAUUACAUCACUACACUCAUCAGUUGGCUUCACAACAUCGGCCUCGAGCAGGCUCGGGAUCAUGUCACCCAGCACAGACUUCAGAAGCCAUCGUUCUCUUCACUAUCGCAUUUCUCGGAGUUAGCGCCAACCUUUUCCUAAUGUCGCUCAUUCUGACUAAAAAAAGCCUGCGAAGAUGGUCUCAGGGCCUGUUGUUUCAUCAGGGUUUCGUUGACUGUGUACGGGCGCUCUUGCUUGUUCCAAUGGGCCUAUCCGUAUUGUUGUGCCAACGGUUACCUCCGUGCGCCCUGAUUGAGACCUGUUUCCUACUUCUAGUUACUGUGUCGACGGUCAAUCUGCUUGUGGCCGUCCUUAACGAUGUGCCAUUGCUACCUGAUCAGGACACGCCAAACUCGGUCAUCGAUUCCAGCCAGGUACUGUUAGAAAGUCCUCAGUGCAUCAUGUUUGGACUAUGCAUCAUCUGGUUUGCGGCAUUUACGGUCAAUCUCGGGCCGACAUUUCUAUCUGGUGCACUCUAUCAGAACCGCGACCCUGCUUUGCAUGGACUCGACGUCUGUCCUAUAGUUUAUGGGCCUGUACGGCACUAUGUGCUUAACAUCCUCUGGAUCGGUGUGAACCUUCUAUGCGUGGGUCUGAUGGGGGUUCAUCUUCGAAAACUGUUCAAAGACCUGCAUAAGGCGAGGGGCAACGUUGAUAGCCUGCGCAUCGCCAGCCUCGUCACGACGGUCAUCUCUAUGAGAACUGAUAACGUCGAACAAUGCAGUAGUAGCAGUGACUCGGUGCAGAAUUACAUUGGGCGACUAGAACGCGAAGGCAUCCGACGUGUGAAGAUGUUUGUCAUUAUGCUCAUCGCGUAUAUUGUAUUCUGGGGCCCGUUAUUCUCUGUAACACUGCUCCAGCCGGUAAACAUUGCGGGGUUAUCGUCAAAUAAUCUGUGGUAUCAAAUCAGUCUGCACGUGGCAUUCGUUCACUCAUUUGUCAAUCCGACGUUGUUGCUAAGUUUGCAUGGCGAACUACGCUCGGCCGCCUCAGGCUCGUGCCACACCAGUCACCCGGCCGAGUCACAGGAAGACUCGGACUAUAUCGGCUCAACGCAGUUGCCGCCCUACGGCGAUAUGGAGCCCGACCCUAUUCGGGCAAAAGCGAGCUACUUAUUGUCGGCGAUGACCAAUGGAGAUAUUGCUUCUAAAACGACCCUGUGACAGCUCGACGAGGGUGGGGUUCUGGGUCAAACUACCGCCCUCGAUCUCGAUGAUUGCUUGACCCUACCACACCAUCCUAUCACGACGAUACCCCAGCAGCAGCAGCAACAGUCAUCUCAUUUACAGACGUCGGCGUCGACGUUGUCGAGUGAUGUAGGCAUUAUUACGACGUCGGACAUUGUUCAGGGAAAUGGUACUGUCCUCUCGUGGUCCGGCCAGAUUCAGCCUCUCUCUGACCAGCAGCUGGUGAUUCCCAAUAGUACGACUAGAUCAAUGGGCAAGAUGCUGUCGUUAUCGCAAAUGUUGCCAAUACCCGACAUUAAUCAGUUUCACCUCAACGCCAUUUGUGAUGUCGAUGUGUUUGAAAUGGCUGCGAACGUAGCGGCUAGCGAUCCGAGCUUCAGCAAUCCGCCGACGAGCCAGCCGGACUCAAUAUGCUGAUUAAUGAUGAUGAGAUCGGAGCGCGAGCAACGCAUGCAUGUUAUUGGCCUUUAUCGACGGGGACAGAGAUAAAGAGCGGGAGAAAUUGUAACAACGACAUAUUACGGCGUUGCAAUACGGAAGCCCAGAGAUUUGCAAUGGUUCAGUGGUUUAAUAACAUGCGGUAAGGACACGAUCAGUCGCUUAGUCGGUCAGUAUUCUUCGUUAACAGUAUUCAGCUAACAGUAUCCUUAUUGUGAUGAGACGACGUCGCAAUAGAACGAACCGAUCGACUCAAGCGCGUACGAUGUGCUUAUGUGCGUUCUGAGCCCUGAUAAGGACACGUCCGUUUGAAGGUGUGCUGUUCGUUCCUCUGCAUGCCGAAAACUGGGGCAAAAACCCGAAGUGAAUUGAGGCCAGGGUCCGGACUGAUGGCUUUCGACUGCGGAUAAGCAGGAAAAAAACAAUUGUUUAUUCCUCGCUACAUCGUUCGCUGAUUUUCAUUGAUCUCUCAGUGUGGUUCGUUUAAAUUUGUCAAAAUUGGCCCACAUUAAAUAAGCUAAUACGGGGGUCGCAACGAACAAGAAUCUCUUCAUAUGUUAAUGACUCUUGAAGGGGCAAAUGGAGCAAUCCAGAUCUAAAUUGUCGUUGUAAUUCAUCUGAUAAUAACUUUUAGUAUUAAUAAAUCAAGAGACAAGAAGUGGCCGAAGCUGUCAAGAAACGAAAAGUGUAUACGAAAGUUGAACGUAAAAUCGGUAAUGACAGCCGCAGUCGAAGCUGUAACAAUGACUGGUUUGUUGACUAGCAGCUGAUGCCAUAUAACAAUGAUAAUACGCAUACAAGCUAAUAAGAAAGAUGUCGAAAAAAAAAAUACGGAGACAGUGAAGAAAAACUACAGACAGUGAUGUACCGAGUCUGUACGGAGGUAGAAAUAUACUUGAAUCCUGUUGUGUUUUAGCAUUACUACCAUUUUAAUACAAUAGUUACUUGAAAUGUUAUGAUGAUCUACUCUGCUCAUAUAGAUGUCAUUCUGCUUUUUUGCUCAACGAUAUUUGUUUAUAGAUGUGCGUUUUUCUAUACAUCGUGUAUCAAAUGAACCUUUUGGUGUUAACACCCAUACGCGGUCACGCACACACAAAUCAGACCAGCAGCGAUAGCAAAUGUUAUCAGCUAAAUAGCAAUACAUGUAGUAAACCAUCAAUCAUAACGCUCGUGACAGCUUUUCCAUAAACAUACCUUCAUCAAGUUUGAUUUGUUCUUAUUAUUGUUGUACAAAUGGCCAAUCAAAGCGGUUCACGUAUUCUAAAUUUCUCUCUACGGUACCAUAGUCAUCUUAUCGUGCUCUUUCUGAACCGCUAUCCACUCGACAGCCGAAAAACGAACUAAGUUGUUACCAUUUCUUUAUUAUAUUGAAGACGCCACCCCAUCGUCAGUACUAUUAUUAAUGUAAUUAGCUUGUUCGUAUCUAUUUUGCCAUGCGUACGUUUGUCACUGUACCAUUAUAUUAUGUCGCCGUCGUAUGUCGCAUUGUUCCGUAGCGUGUUAGCACGCUCAAACUGAACGCCCCUCAGGCAGCAUGCUGAGGUCCCCUAGGUGGGUUUCUCUUAUCUUAAGGGUCAGAGAAGCCCCAGAGGUGGCCCACUCCUUAAGGGACCAGCUCCGUAUCUGGAGCUCCCUUAUUCAGAUAAAGCCGUAGUAGACCAGGAGAAAGAAAGAAUAGAAAAACAAAAAGCCAAGCAAACAGAGACAGAGAGGGAGAGAGGGAAAGGGAGAGAAGGAGCCAAAGAGCUGAAAGUAACGACAAAGUGUAAAACGAUGGUCGGAGGUGAUCUCGUAAAUAUUUACUAUUACUGCAGAUGCACAUUGAAUGUCGUUCUCCUUUCUCCAAGAGUGACACCGAGCCAGCCAUAUUUUUCUAUUCUUAUGCCAUACUUUUGAAACAAAAUAUAUUAAUAGAUAUUUGAAAAAGGAGCCUGGCGCUUAAUGAUAUAUAUACAUACAUAUAUAUAUAUAGCAGACGACGACGUAAGUGUUGUAUUGAGGCUGGUUGACACAGAUAAAUAAUUAACAGAUGGUAAUGUUUUCUUUAACAAGGUCUUCCCUUUUGUACAUAUCUGUACAUAGCUGCAACUGUAUAAAAAUCACGGUGAAGCCAAAAAGAAGAGAACAGAACAAUUAUAAAUAAAGAUGAAAAACAUUAUAGACUAUAAACAUACAAAUCAAAAUGAAAGUCACUAUUAAAAAAAUUGUAUAAAGUGUGUAUAGCGUGUAAAAAUACUGGAACGGCUAAAAAUUCGAGAGUUAUAAUAAUAGUACACAAUUAAGAGAUAUACUAUAAAACGAUGCAAAAAAUAAUGAUAUAACAAUUAUUAUUAUCACAAAAUGAAAGUAAUCACACUAAGAACAGUCACAAACACCUAGAUAGUGUCAUUAUCGUAUACGUAACAUGUGACAAGACAAGAGCAAUGAUGAUACAAAAUACAAACGGCGAGAUUCUCUACCUGAAAUAGCUUGAGCGAAGAGACGAUGAUACAGAUCUUGCUCUGUGCCCGCCAGAGCGAGUGAAUGUAAUCGGAGUUUAUCUGAACUCGGCCUGGUGGCAUCUCCGUUUAUGCUAGUGUUAUACGCCACGUUCUGUAUGGCCAGCGCGUGUAGGUCAUACAUAGGGGAAACUUGAAACGCAGACAACGUGAAAAAUUGUCCUGAUAUCGAUGGAGCGAUAAGAUGCCUAACACACCGUCGAUUGACAGGAGAACGAAAUCGUGAAACCGUGUAUUCUCACCGAUAUUCUGCGACGUAACGUCUGCUCGUGCUGCCGUUUUUUUUUUUUGUUUAUUCGACUAAAUACGUUGUCUUUUGUUGGCUUCUAGGAGCUAUGCACCACGUGCUGUUAAAUGCAUACAUCUAAUUCGCUCAUUAAUUCGACUAAGCUGCAGUGUUUAAUUGUACGCUGGUUUCUACGCAGACGUGGCUCCGUUUAUAGAAUUCAUCUAUGAAGUGAUCUGAACCUACCAUCAACACCACACGAUCGAUAGCAUAUAAUUGUAGUAUAGAAUUGAAUACCCGCUGAAUACGUGAGCAGUCCGAUAGUCCAUAUAGUAAAUACAGACGAAACCCGAUGUACCUGAAUAAAUUAAGUCGCACCUAAUACCGAGCCAGCUCCUAUGAGACAACGCUGAAGCUGCGAAACUCUCACAUGAUCACAAAUAAUAUACGCCAAGAAGAUUUGAUUUUGUCUUUUACACCACAACGCGCAUUGUACACGGUCUUCACCUAAUAUCUAUUAAAUUUGAAGCCAGACAGGGAGCUCUUCAUAGACGAAGAAGAGUUUAUCUUUUAUAUUAGUAAUGUCGAUAGAAAUGGUCCAGCCACGAUAACCUGCCUACCUCCGUAUAAUGACUGCGCGUAAUCCUAAAUUAAUUGUCGAAUUGAUACUGUAAAUGACCGUACCAGGUUCUGUAAUAUAACAAGUGACGCAGAUAACGCAAAGGGCGAUGACUUAUUACGAGAUAAUGCCGUGAGAAGAUGGAACAAAAACAAGAACUUGAACGAAAACGAGAGGUAAUUAGGAGGGAAAAACACAGACCAGGAAAGAAGACAUUGAGAAUUGGUGGUUAUGGGGCUUCGUAAACGAGUUACGAGAAUUAUCUGUAUAUGAUAGAGAUAUAUAGAUAGGGAGAAAAUGGCAGUGAAAGAUAAUAAGUUAAAAAAGG
Messenger RNA from Varroa destructor (honeybee mite), 7972 nucleotides. RefSeq lists its product as uncharacterized. Gene Ontology annotation, cellular component: membrane. NCBI's taxonomy places the organism in Eukaryota, Metazoa, Arthropoda, Arachnida, Mesostigmata, Varroidae. The record is from RefSeq and is a predicted model, not a curated record. Gene Ontology annotation, molecular function: G protein-coupled receptor activity. Gene Ontology annotation, biological process: G protein-coupled receptor signaling pathway.